Messenger RNA from Eupeodes corollae, 6012 nucleotides. RefSeq names its product mucin-2 (gene pwn). NCBI's taxonomy places the organism in Eukaryota, Metazoa, Arthropoda, Insecta, Diptera, Syrphidae. The transcript has 10 exons. The record is from RefSeq and is a predicted model, not a curated record. The coding region runs from base 1387 to 5175 and encodes 1262 amino acids. Gene Ontology annotation, molecular function: calcium ion binding.
GCUGAGGCUUCGAUAUAUACCUUUCCUAUUCACGGUUUAUAAGAUCUCGUCGUCGUCGUACCAGUCGUCGCCGUCGACUUGACUAAAGAGAAUUCUCCAGUUUCGGUCUAAAAAAUAAUUGGUUUUGUAACUUUCUUAUGAAAUUCGUUGUUGUUAAAGAUACAAUAUCUAUAUAAGAUACAGUGACGCACGAAAGUUAACCGUCAAUAUUAUAUUGAAACAAGUGAUAAAAGUUAAUUGGUUGUGUACACAUAUUUCCAAAGGGAGUGAAAUAUAGAUUAUUCGAUAGUUUUAUCAUUUUGGUGAAAACAAUUUGCCUACUUACCCAGUGAAUGUGAAUCGGGCCACAUAACCACAUUUUUCAUUCUUUUUAUUCUUCAUAUUUUGUAUUCUUCGGUUGCGUCCGCCUUACUUUUCAUUGCUCGCGAGAGGUGCAAAUCUAUAUGAAGGCACCACCAUCGUGGUUAGUGAAUACAACAACAACAACAACAAGACGGAAAAAAUAAGAUUGUAAAGUGAACCCCGUCAUCACUGAGUGAUCCAAGAAAGUUGAAAGCAAAAAAAUAAGAAAUAAAAGAAGUAUCUUUACUUCAUGUGAAGCUGCAAGCGCAUUCCGGAUGUCGUUUAUGAUAUGAAUUGAAUCGCGUGAAUCGAAACGUCGCCAUCAUCAUCAUCGUCGUUGACGUCUUUGCUAUCAUUUUGUCGUCGCCGUCCGUCUUGUUGAUCUUUCUUGAAUCUCCUAUAUAUGACAAAAGUGCAACAUAAGAUCACAUAUACCUAGUGCUAAUAAGGAAUCUAUACCCCCCACUGUGCCGCGCGUAUCCCUCUUAUUUUCCUUCUCCCUGUCCAUUCUGUAAUUGAAGAAGACUAAACAGGUUACCUAUCUGCAACUGGACACUCGUCGCGCUGAGGAUAUUCGGAGUAUAUAGCGUGUUAAAAAGUUGAAUUCCACACCUGGACCUGUAGCUGGAACAAGGUGAAUUGCGAUCGGGUAGAUGAUAAUUGCUCCAACAAGCUCCUCUACACAACUCUGUACUCUGUAACGAUUAACGAACGAACAAAAUAUAAAACCGUUUCUUGUACUAUUUUCCUUGCGCACCGGAAAGUUGGACCCAAUCUGAAAUCAAACCUGAUACUUAAAUAAAUCACUUUUAUUAGGAAUAGCAGUCAUAUUAAUUAAAGGAAACGAAACCCAAAUUCGCCUAAAAUGGAUAAUGGAUAGUGAAAACAUACAAAUAAAAUAGAAGUGAAUUUAUAAAAAAAUUGAAUAUUAGUGUCAACAAAAACGAGUGAUUCAAAAUAUAAACAUAUAAAAAAUAUGUUUUUAAGUUAAAUCAAAAACAACAAAAUUUAAAUAAUACUAAUUUUAUUUUUUAAAUAAUUAAAAUGUCAACGAAUUCAAUUAUUUGGACGCAUAUAGCGAUAUGCAUUGGCUGUUUGCUGGUAUUUUGUGAAUGCCUGAAUUACAUGCCUUCGGUGUCCCAAAUCUCACCAAAAUCUUCAAACUUGGGAAUGAGCAGAGGCUCAUCAAAGCUAACUGCCAGACUUGAAAGCACUCUGAUAGAUUCUAGCUUUGCGGAUGAAAAAUACGAAACACAAGAACAUUCGAGGAUAGAGCGAUCAGCUAUGCCAAUUCUCAACGAUAUAAAUGCUUCGAAGAAAAGUCCAAAUGAGUUAGACGAUGAUGAUGAUGAGAGAGAUGACGUUAAUGGAGAAAAGCUAGAAGCUGGACGAUACUUUCAAUAUAAUAUAAAACCCACUGAAACAUUGAGUGCGUUAAAAGAAAAUGUUGAAAUAACAAAAAGUUCACGUACAGCAAAGGGUCUAACGGUGGAUGAUUCUUUUUUAUCGAAAGGGGACCUUCGAUCGGUUUCAUCGGGGUCCCCCAACGCACCCAUAGCUCCGAGUUUUGCUACUCCGACCUCGGCGACUGCUCAGGUGCCUAAUCAGGCACGACAAAAUCCUAAUCCAGAUAUUCAGGAUAUUAUAACGGGAAUAGUAAAACUACUUAAUGGAAAUGUUAAUGUUCAUGCGAAUAAUCAAGUUGGUCAUAGGAGACCCACAGCUAGUAGGAUUAACAAUCGUGGUCCGCCAAGAAUUACUGAUGUGCAGUCACUUCCAAUGGACUAUGAUAUUCAGAAGCCAUUACCAGAUAGCUCAAUACGACCACCUCCGUAUCCAUUUGACCGGCCAGAGAGGCCAUUCAUCACAGGAGUUCCGAUUCCAGAACAAAUAGUUCCCUACAGACCUGGUUUCAUAAGUAACCGUCCACCGUGGCAUAGAAAUCGCCCAAGACCACCAAUAACCACUAGUAAUGGAGGACGUCGACCAAUUCCCCAGUAUAUGCCACCCCCGGAUUUGAACGAACACCCUGAGCCUUCCGAUCAUUUAGAAGUUCCCAAUCAACCAAGUCAAUCGGAACCAUCAGAAGAAGAGGUGCAAUUAACGACCUUAGAAAAUGAGAACAAUGAGACCAUUGAGGUAGCUCCAACUGACACAACCUAUGACAAUGAUCUUCCCAAGGACGAAUACUCCAACCACAAAGAUGAGGAUGAGGAUGCAUCAAACGAAAGUGAGUUCGAAUUAGAAUUGCCAUCAAUUAUAACCGAGGAAGUUCCUGUGAAAAAAGACGAAGAUAAGAAGAAGAAACCUACUUCCAAGAUCAAGUCGUCUGAGAAAAAGGUUAUUUCUUCUAGUACCGAAGACAUUUCGAAGAUCAUUGAAAGCACAUCUGUUGUGAGUUCUAUGUCCACUCCAAUUUUAUCAUCAUCUUCAUCAAACUAUGAACCAAUGUCGAAUGAGGAAGUUAUCAAUUCUUCGUCAGAAGACAUAAUUUUUAUGACAACUUCGGCACCGAAGAAAACUCCAUCCUUAGAUAUCACCUCAAGUUCGACUUCAACAACUCCAAGCAUAUCAAUUAAGCCUCCUGAGACAACCACUUCAACAGAAGUUAUCAUUGAAACUAUAUCAAGUUCAAGCACCGAGGAAGCACACAGCACAUCUCUUUCGUCAAGCUCGUCUGCUGUUCCCUAUCAUCCUCGUCCUGGAAUUGUGCUAGAUGACCCGGAGUUCAAGCCCGGUGGACAUGCUCGACCUCCUCUUGGCAGACCUCCACGCCCACAACCUCCCAACAUACAGCCAACUCGUCAGCAGUUGCCUCCUGGGUAUGGAGAGAUCUUCGAUGUUACUCUGUCGGCAAUUCAGGGUCCAGGUUCGGGAACUGGCUCCCAGCAAACGAUAAACAUCAAACCCUAUGGUUAUGGAGGACAACAGAACGGCGUGCCUGGUAAUGGAGACAUCAUUAUCUCACCUUCUGGGGAUGAUGGUUUUGUUUCAAUCGAUGGCAAAAGAACUUAUAUCAACUUGUUCGGAGAUCCUACAGAUCCCCCAGGCGUUGCAGCAACAACAACAGCUGGAACUACAACUCCAACCACUUCACAAGUUCUGAAUGCCUCCAGUCCACAGCCAAAACCAUCCUACCCAUCCACGCCACCUGGACCGGGAACAGGAUACGCCGUUCCAGAAACCGAAAUAGUUGAUGUAACUCCAUCAAAACCAAGCACUAAACCCGCUGUGCACACGAAUCAAACACCUUCCCAGAGACCCCAUUACAGACCAAGGACCACACAGCCACCAGUGAGGAUAGAUACAUGCAUUGUAGGGGAUGACUCGACGUGUGAUCAGGCACAGCACGAACGCUGUAAGACGGAGAACGGAGUGUCAAGCUGUCACUGCAGACCUGGAUAUUCUCGUCGAAAACACCGUGAACCAUGUCGAAAAGUUGUUUCGUUCUUUGUCGGACUUCGGGUAGAUCGAUUUUAUGAGCAUAGAAUAGUUUGGGACAAUAAGCUUCUCGAUAGAAGUAGUGAACCCUACAGCCAGUUGAGCUACGAAUCUGCUAGAGCUAUGGACUCUGCCAUGUCGAUGACUCCGUACUCUGAUGAAUUCAUAGAGGCAAAGGUAAACAAUAUAUACAGAGGAGACCCAAACCAAGGAUCACCUGGAGUUUUCGUCAAUUUAACGUUGAAGAUUGAGGAAAAUGCUGAAACUCUUCGACCAAAUCUCCGAAGUGAUGUGCAAAAGCAUCUACUGGGUGUAAUACAUCGUCGGAACAACAACAUUGGUAAUUCUGUACUCUAUGUGGAGUCACCCCAAGGUGCUGUCUCGAGUAUUCAAGAUUUGGACGAAUGUGAAUCUAACGAACUGAACGAUUGUCAUCAACAUGCUUCGUGUAAAAAUAUCUGGGGAAGCUUUAAAUGUGCGUGUGAAUCGGGCUUCCGUGAUCCCUGGGCUGAUCAAUUUCAACGAGCUGGUCGGGAAUGUCAAUCCUGUCCGGAUGCUUAUUGUAAUAACAGAGGAACUUGCAGCUACAACGAAGAAGGUGCACAAUCUUGUACCUGUGAUGGAAGUCAUUAUGGUGGACAGUGUGAAAUCGAUGGUGAGGUGCUGGGAGUUGCUAUUGGAGCAUCUGUGGCGGCCCUCAUAAUCAUUGUCCUUACUUUGGUCUGUCUGAUAAUGUGGUCUAGAAGAUGGCAGAGAGAACAAAAGAAUGCUAUAGGAUCACCAGUUUUUGGGUACAUGAAUACGACGCCAUUAAAGUCAGCAGGUAUGCUUCAGCCUGGUUAUCAAGUAACCUUGGAGGAUCGAAUGAGAUGGGCACAAAUUGCAGAUGUUAUGGCUCAAGCUAAUCAUUAUGGAGCCGAACCGAUUGCACAGACGCGACCAUCUUCGGCAAUGUUUGGAUAUCCUAAUCUUCAUGCCAUGGGACUCAGCACUAUGGGUGGAAUGUCACACAUGGGCAGUACAAUGCAAAUGCAUCAAAAUGGAACCCUUCCACCAGUUCCGUUGCCAAGAUUAGGCCUUGGAUCAAGAUCAAGUGGAAUGCGAACGCUGGAAAAUUCAAGUUCUAGUGAGGAAGAAGAUCGAACAGAUCUUUUGGGAAGAAACUUCCAAGUUCCUCGACCAAAAAGUCGAAGUAACAACAGUAUAGCGAAUCAAUCGGGUAUUUACUAUGACGUAGAUUAUGAGCCAUCUGGAAAUAAUGGUGGUGGCAAUGGAGACAUGUAUGGUUCACAUAGUCAGAGUCAUAUGUCAAAUCAUAUACCAGGACCACAAGGUAUACCAAUGAGUACGUAUACGUCUGGACGAGCGCCUUCUAGCUAUUAUAUGAAAUGAUGAUAAACUUAUUGGACUACACCACGAAAUGUUGUUUUAUGAAUCCUUCCUUUUUUUGGAAGAUCUUUGUAUAUGUAAUAUGCCAUUAAGGACUUAAGGGUUAAUAAUAAUUUUAGCCUAUUUUAAGGAUAAAAAUAGAGACUAAAAAUAAGAUAAAUAUUUGUAUUAAUUUAUAACUAUUCGAGAAAAAACAAUCUUAAUGAAAAGGCUAUUUUUAUGGUACAAUAGAAAAUACGGUAUUCAACAAUUUUUCAAGAACGCACAUUUUUAACACAAUAAUUGACACUACAAUACACAAAAUAUGUAAGAGCUGUCAGAUAUUAUUUUGUUUUUUAAAUGAGUAAUGAUCAGCUGUCGGAAAAAUCUAGUCAACGUUUUGUUGAUACUGAUCAUAGGCUUAUAUUAAUCUUUUUCUAAUAUCAUCUUCGGUUGCUCAUGCAGGAGCCUUUUUUAAACUCUUCAAAAAUAAGGCUUUUGGAUAACCAAUCGAAAACGACAUAACAAUUGAUAUUUAAUACAUAUUUGUCAAUACAUAUUAAAAAGAUACAGUUUAGAACAACCGUUUAUAAUUUUAAUACGAUAUUUAUUAACAUAGAUGAAUGUAAGUUAUGUUGUAAAUAGUAAAAAUUUUAGAAAAUAAUUUAUUAGUAUUUUCAAUUAGUUUGACGUUUAAUUUGUAUGAAUAACUAAAUAAAAAUGUAAUAAUUAAUAUAUAAAACUAUAAUAGCAAUAGUUUUAAGAAAAAAAUAUCAUAAGAAUGUUUUCAAUAAUAUUUUAAACAUUGUAAAUAAUUUUAAUUAAUAAAAUAAAAUAAUAUAAUACUAUACGCCAAAAUAA